Coregonus clupeaformis (lake whitefish) is the source of this 3699-nucleotide messenger RNA. Its product is annotated as mitochondrial Rho GTPase 1-A-like. Gene Ontology annotation, cellular component: mitochondrial outer membrane. Gene Ontology annotation, molecular function: calcium ion binding; GTP binding; GTPase activity. Gene Ontology annotation, biological process: mitochondrion organization; small GTPase-mediated signal transduction. The record is from RefSeq and is a predicted model, not a curated record. NCBI's taxonomy places the organism in Eukaryota, Metazoa, Chordata, Actinopteri, Salmoniformes, Salmonidae. Bases 379 to 2493 code for a protein of 704 amino acids. The transcript has 20 exons.
CUUGCCGUAGUUGCCGGGUAUUGGAGGUCAGCCGGAGGAGGCGUGCGUCUGAAAUAUUUAGUGCAAAAUGUCAUGAAAGUGGCGAAAAUAAAGGAAUAUAGCGUUUUAAACAAUUAUGUAAUUUACAAGUGUGUAUCGCUGUUAAGCACGGUACUUCAAUUGUACAAAAAACGGGAGGAAAGCUCAUGAAAUAAGGGAGAAAUUCCUCCGUCCGUUUUGUCCUACAAAGAAAGAGCGACCACAGUUUGACAGCGCAGUUCAGACUGCGCAGGCCUGGCAUUAGAUUAACUGCUGUAGGGCGGCAUCUGAACGAAUAGAUGAUAUUUAUGAAAGAACAAAGACUUUAUUGAUUUGUGAAUAAAAAAAACAGUUGCAAAUAUGAGGAAGGACGUGAGGAUAUUACUCGUCGGGGAACCCAAAGUGGGGAAGACGUCUCUGAUCAUGUCACUGGUCAGCGAGGAGUUCCCUGACGACGUUCCCCUUCGAGCGGAGGAGAUCACCAUCCCGGCAGAUGUAACGCCAGAGAGAGUCCCCACACACAUAGUGGACUACUCAGAAGCAGAACAGUCAGACGAGCAGUUGUAUCAAGAAAUAUCGAAGGCAAAUGUUAUUUGCAUAGUUUACUCAGUCAACAACAAGAAGUCCAUUGAGAAGGUGACAAGCCAUUGGAUUCCCCUCAUAAAUGACAGGACGGACAAGGAUAGCAGGGUACCACUGAUCCUGGUGGGGAAUAAGUCAGAUCUGGUAGAACACAGCAGCAUGGAGACCAUCCUGCCCAUCAUGAACCAGUACUCUGACAUCGAGACCUGCGUGGAGUGCUCUGCCAAAAACCUGAAGAACAUCUCAGAGCUGUUCUACUAUGCCCAGAAGGCAGUGCUCCACCCUACAGGACCCCUGUACUGCCCAGAGGAGAAGGAGAUGAAGCUGUCUUGCAUCAAGGCUCUAACUCGCAUCUUCAAAGUGUCGGACCUGGACAAUGAUGGCAUCCUCAACGACAAAGAACUCAACUUCUUCCAGAGGACGUGUUUCAACAUGCCCCUGGCGCCCCAGGCCUUAGAGGAUGUCAAGAACGUGGUGAGGAAGAACAUGACGGAAGGAGUCGAGGACAACGGACUCACGCUCAAAGGCUUCUUGUUCCUGCACACGCUUUUCAUCCAGAGGGGGCGUCACGAGACCACCUGGACGGUGCUGCGGAGGUUCGGUUACGACGACGACUUGGAGCUUCACCAGGAAUACCUGUUCCCCCUGCUAAAAAUACCUGCUGACUGCACCACCGAGCUCAACCACAACGCGUACCUCUUCCUCCAGAGUGUCUUCGACAAGCACGACAAAGACAGAGACUGUGCCUUGUCUCCAGAUGAGGUAAAGGACUUGUUCAAAGUGUUUCCCUACAUGCCCUGGGGUCCCGACGUCAACAACACAGUGUGUACCAACGACCAGGGCUGGAUCACCUACCAGGGAUACCUGUCACAGUGGACGUUAACGACGUACCUGGAUGUGCAGCGCUGCUUGGAGUACAUGGGCUACCUUGGCUACUCAAUAAUCUGUGAGCAGGAGUCCCAGGCAGCAGCCAUCACAGUGACCCGUAACAAGCGCAUCGACCUGCAGAAGAAGCAGACGCAGCGCAGCGUGUUCCGCUGCAACAUUCUGGGAGCCAGGGGGAGUGGCAAGACCAGCUUCCUGCAGGCCUUCCUGGGUCGCAACCUGCUGAAACAGAGGAAGAUCAGAGAAGACCAUAAAUCAUUCUACUCCAUCAACACCACGUAUGUCUACGGCCAGGAGAAGUACUUACUGCUUCAUGAGGUGAUGCCAGACUUUGACUUCCUCUCAGAGGAAGACCUGGCGUGUGACGUGGUCUGCCUGGUGUAUGACGUCAACAACCCACGCUCCUUUGAGUACUGCGCCAAGGUCUACAAGCAAUACUUCAUGGACAGCAAGACGCCGUGCAUGAUGAUCGCCUCCAAGUCGGACCUGCACGAGGCGCGCCAGCACCACAGCCUGACCCCGCUGGACUUCUGCCGCAAGCACAAGCUGCACCCGCCCCAACCCUGGACCUGCAACACGGUGGACGCCCCCAACAAAGACCUCUACACCAAACUCACCACCAUGGCCAUGUACCCCCACGCCAAGCUCCGCUGCAUGUGUACCUGCAACAGGUGCACCUUCUGCAUCUGUCAGAACAUCCUCCGGUCCCAGCUAUUGAGAACUAUAAAGGCCAAAUUCUACAGUGUUGUUCUGAACAGGUUACAUGAUGUGGGAGCCUAUCUGUUGGAUGACGAGGAGUGCAGUCUGAUCCAGCAGGUUCACGCCAUCAGUAAUGUAGAGGAGUCUAUCUACAUGGAGUCUUCUGUCCAGCCCAAUGGGCCUCAGGCCAGGCACAUGGCUCAGGCAGACCUGAAGAGCUCUACGUUUUGGCUAAGGGCAAGCGUGGGGGCCACCGUGUUUGCAGUCUUGGGCUUCGCCAUGUACAGAGCUAUCCUCAAACAGCGAUGAUCAAGACAGACACAGGAUGCAUGAUAUGACCCCUGACCCCCCACAGGUCUCUGCCCUUUGACCCCUCAGCCCCUCCUUGAAAGAAAACACGACCUCCAACAUCCCACAAUCUUCUGCCCCCCUUCCCCGACAACUGAAUGAAACGGAACUUCCAGCCCAUCUGAACCAGCCCUGAUCCCACAUCCACCUUACCGGAGAGGGAACAAACCGAGAAAUCAUAGAUGGAUUUUAUAUAUUUGAAACUAGUCAUCUUUUGCAAACUCUGUUUUUUUGUUAGUUUUUUAGUUUUUCUUUGAAAAAAAGUAUCCACAAACUCAAAUUGUGUGUAUUGAACACCAUGUAAUCAAUCUACUGCAGGCAUUCUGGUAUCGUGUGAUCUGGUCUAGUCUUGGGUUUUUUUCUUCUCCCGGUCAGACAGUAGUAGUUGCUGGUUGUUUUUAAAUCUGUGUAGAACCCGGCCUUUUUUCACAGGUCAGUAUUAGCUAGCUGGUUUGACCCCCAGAGCCAGAGAAAGCAAAGAAGGCACCGUAUACAACUCACUACAAAAGGGACUGAAAACAUUUGUUUAUAGAUGUGUGUGUGUAUAUAUAAAUAUAUAUAUUGCUCGGGUACUUAGAGAAAUACCCAACCAGAUUACGGCGCGAACAAAGCUUGCCAGUGAAUAAAGCAUUCAGCUCUGUAACACCUCAACAGUGAGCCUACAGGAAGAGCUGCAAAGUCAAAGCCAUUUUUAAUGUUGAAAAGGUCAAGGGUUUCGUGCACGGGUUUCAAUUGCUAUUAAUUUAUUAACCUGUUUCUUUUCUUUGGUUUAUCUGUUUUGAAUGGUUUGUUCAGCAUUGCAUGAAACAGACCCACUUCAAGAGGAUAAUACAUUCAUUUUCCAUGUAUUUUUGUAUAUCUAGUAUUAUCAAAGCCGCUAAUAAUGACAUCCGUCAUUCACUUACUCUGAAAGACAAAAGACUACAACAUUAUCAUGACCGUAUAUGCUUCUUCCUCGACUUGUUUUAUUUUCCUGUUUUCAAAAUAGCUUUUUUCCUUUAAAUUAUGAUUAUAUUUUUAUGUUAAACACUAUUAUGCCUACAGAUUGCAGUAUGUUAUUAACAGCCAUGCAGUGCACCUCUGACUCCUUCCUUGAACCAUGGAUGGAACUGUUUAUUCUCAUUGUUGACUUUUCAAGCAUUUACAAUAAAUAACUGUGUGAUCUGA